Molecule: messenger RNA, 3550 nt
Organism: Marasmius oreades (fairy-ring Marasmius)
Lineage: Eukaryota; Fungi; Basidiomycota; Agaricomycetes; Agaricales; Marasmiaceae
Exons: 27
Coding region: 80-3352 (1090 amino acids)
Molecular function (GO): ATP-dependent chromatin remodeler activity; ATP binding
Source: RefSeq, a predicted model, not a curated record
CGUCGUUUCGCUUCCCCCACACCAGUUUCACGUUCUGCCCCUUCCUGCUUUCGCUCUUUCUGUCAGAGUUCUGGGCAGUAUGCCCGAAGCAAAACCCGAAUUUAUAAUUUCCGCCUACGAAAAACGCAAAGUUGCUUCAAUACCGGCCCCUUUAGAGACCGAUUCCGAUAGCGAUUUUAAUGCCGGAGCAUUCGUGUACGAGUCGAAGAAUACAAAACGACGAAAUAAGCGGGAGAGAACAAGUCGGAAAACUCGGAAAAGGUUACGAGAGAAUGAAGAGGAGUCAGAUGAACCCCUUUAUGAGACAAAAAGGCCCAGAGUGACACGAGUUCAAUACUAUGAUUCAAACCCUCUCUUGGAGUAUUUUGGUCAUGAUGUGGAUCUUCAAUCAGAAUCGGAGGAAGAGGACGCCAAUACGAAAGCUGACCAUGAAGGUGAAGGCAGCGAUAUCCACACAUCGGAGGAGGAAGCACCUUUGAUCUCGAAGGCCACUAUAGGGUUCAACUCACGAGACAUACGUUCUGGUCCUGAAAGUAAGCCUUUGGUGGCAGGGGAAGGGGAAAUGGAACAAUCCGGUGGUUCUUGCACUGAAUCUGAGACGGAAUCCGAAACGGAGCCAGAUUCCGAACCGGAACCGCUACCGCAAACGAACAAGAAAGUAGAGGACCCAGACGUGCCUAUGCGCACUGUCGAUUCAACCAAACAAUCCGUCGGUCAGGAAGACUCUGAAGCAGAAUCUGAAUCAGAGGACGAACCUAACUCGAAGGCCCCUCGUGGAAAACAGAACCCGCGUCCAGGGUUUCCACUAUCUCCCCAACAAUCCCAUCUUGGCCCCUGUGUCCUCGACGCUGAGAAAAACAUCGAGAUCCCCGGCCCUAUUAAUACAUACCUGCGCGAAUAUCAACGUGACGGAGUUAGGUUCUUUUGGAAACAGUAUUGUGAGGGCCGUGGCGGACUCUUGGGUGACGACAUGGGCCUAGGCAAGCAACUCCGUAGUUAUAUUGUAAAGGAGCUAAAAAAACGACUCUUUUCAGGCAAGACAAUACAAGUCAUUUCCUUCCUAUCGGCAAUCAUGCACAAGCAAGGCUUUGAGGCUGAUCAAUUGAGGAGACGUGAACAUGUUUCAAAACUUCAAGAUGGUGAAGCUUGGCGCAAGAGAAGAAUGCUUCCUCCAGCUGACGCAACGUGGCCAACGUGUCUCAUUAUCGCCCCAAGCUCUGUGGUCCCUAAUUGGGAGCGGGAAUUCCAGACGUGGGGGUACUUUGAAGUAGGUGUUUAUGUCGGAAACGAACGCUCCGCUGUUCUGAAGGACUUCAAAAUGGGGAGAUUGGACGUCGUCCUUACCACGUUCGAUAUUGCAAGGGGCGAUAUUGAUCUUCUCGAUACUCUUCCUUGGACAUGUAUUUUCGUCGACGAAGUCCAUCGGUUGAAGAACCCCUCUUCGAAACUGGCUAAGGCUUAUCACCGAUUUGAAUGCUUCCACCGGUUCGGUUUGACUGGGACUGCUAUCCAGAAUUCAUAUAAUGAAAUGUGGACGAUCCUCGACUGGACGAAUCCUGGUCAUGUAGGGACGCUCAAACAGUGGAAAUCUUACGUUACGAAGCCAUUACAAGUUGGUCAAUCCACGUCGUCGUCUGAGGAAGAACGCGCGAAGGCUUUGGAGGUCGCACUAAUCCUGAAGAACAAGCUUCUUCCCCGAUUCUUCCUGCGCAGGAUAAAGGAUAUCAUAAAAGAUCAAUUACCUAAAAAGACCGACCAAGUAGUCUUUUGCCCUCUCGCGAAAGCUCAAUCGCUCGCGUACAAGAGAAUAUUGGACAUGGAGCCGGUUCAUCAGCUCAUACACAAAGACGACCCGUGUUCGUGUGGUUCGAAAAAGCCCACCAAGAAAUGUUGUUACCAAUACAAAGCCUCCGAUCUCUUGCGGUUUAUGUCUAUUCUCAUCAAGUUGUCCAACCACCUAGCUCUGAUAAUGCCCGGAAAGGACGACACCCCAGAGCAGCUGGAACGAAACCGUGCCCUUUCAAAAGUUAUAUUUCCCGAUGGCAAUGCUCCUACGGCGGGAGAAAUCGAGUUACUCCCCCAAUAUUGUGGCAAAUGGCUUGCGUUGAAAUUAUUACUGGCAGAAUGGAAAAAAGACAAGACGAAUAAAGUCUUGAUUUUCACGAAAUCAAAGCGGUUGUUAUAUAUGUUGGAAUAUCAUCUGCAAAGUGAAUCGUAUAAGUCUCUGACUCUUAGUGGCGACACGAAGGCGCAAGAUAGGAUGCCGCUCAUUGACCAGUUCCAUUCUGAUCCCGAAAUUUUUAUUUUUCUCAUCACGACUCUCGCUGGAGGGGUUGGUCUCAACCUAACGGGCGCGAACAAAGUGGUCAUAUUCGGUCGGUGCUUUCUUUUAUUCAGUCUUUUCCAGCUCAAUCCCCACACACGCCUUUUCGAAGAUCCCAACUGGAAUCCAGCGCAUGAUUUGCAGGCGAUGGACAGGGCGUUCCGAUUCGGCCAAACCCGGGAUGUUCACGUCUACCGUCUUUUAGGAGCGGGUGCCUUGGAGGAACUGAUUUAUGCACGCCAAGUGUUAAAACAACAACAGAUGGCGAUUGGGUAUGAUGCUAGUGUGCAAACGCGGUAUUUUACAGGCGUACAAGGAGAUACGAAGAAGAAGGGAGAGUUGUUUGGGUUGAAGAAUAUAUUCAAGCUUCAUGAGAACUCGUCCAGUACGAAGGUGGCGAUUGAGAAAGCACAACUGGCGCAAUUAGAUUGGGCUCUAGCUAACCUUGACUCCAAGACUCGGAAUCUUUCAGCUGAGGAUCGGCAGCUGGUGGAAGCGGAGGCCAAGACCAAAGAUGAUGAUGUUAAUGGGCUUGCAUCGUUGCUCUUUACCGAAGACUCGCCCAAAGGUAACAGCAGUGCUUCUCGGCAGACCGGGGAGGAUAGCAUCGAAAAACUUCUUUCUUCAAUCGGGAUUUCGUACAGUCAUCACAAUGAUCAGAUAUUAGCGGCAAAUCAAAUUGAACAAGAGCGUGCUAAGAAGAUUGUGGAGAAUACUCGACGGGAACGGGUUGCGAGGAAAUCGAAUCAGUCUUCACCCUCGAGGCGUGAUGGGAGAAAGGGCGGUGGGAAAAUAGCCAACACGUCCCCCGGACCGCAAUGGCCACCGAUCCGGAAACAUCAUAAACCUAAGCCUACGCCGGAAGAAAUGUUCGCUAGCAGGCGUAAAGCGUUGAUCAAACUUGGGAUGAUACACUCGAGAGAAGAGUUACCGCAGUUUGCUCAGGAGUUUGCUCAACAGACAACGGAAGAACAGAAGGAGAUAUUGGCAAGAUUGGAUCAGGCUUUGCAGUCUGACUCGGAGGAAUGAACUCGAAAGGGGGUGACAUAGACCCGGGGAGGAAAAUCCUACGAUUCACCCACCGCAGAUACUAAGAAUCCCAACGACGGAUACAUUCGGAGGCGGAAUGAGCGGUGUUCGUUGUUUUUUAGAGCUUACAGUACUUCUGGUGUGAUAGGCUUUGACGGUGCGCUUUGCAAAAUACCCCGUAAAAACCGUGAUGAUUAG